Molecule: messenger RNA, 1531 nt
Organism: Gilbertella persicaria
Lineage: Eukaryota; Fungi; Mucoromycota; Mucoromycetes; Mucorales; Choanephoraceae
Product: Mad3/BUB1 homology region 1-domain-containing protein
Exons: 2
Coding region: 38-1249 (403 amino acids)
Biological process (GO): meiotic sister chromatid cohesion, centromeric; mitotic spindle assembly checkpoint signaling
Molecular function (GO): protein kinase activity
Source: RefSeq, a predicted model, not a curated record
AAAAAAAAAAUCUCUCUCUCUCUCUCUCUCUCUUUUUAUGAUGAACAAAGAAGAAAGACGUCGACUGUUAGAUUUGAUUCCUGAAGCGACUGAUAUUACUCGUUCAAAAGAGAACAUUCAACCUAGUAGCAGAGGCAGAUCAGUAGCGACAUUAACUCAUCUAUUCACACAGGAUCCUUCAGAACGCGAAUCCACAUUGGAAUCAACUCACACACGAUUCCAACAACAACUGGAGACAUUGGAUGAACAAGAUGAUCCUUUACAGAUCUAUAUUGACUAUAUGGAUUGGAUUAUGGAAGCUGUGCCUGAGACAAAUACACUACUUACCAAACUACUUGAGGAUGCCACAGAUCAGUUUAAAGAUGAUGUACGUUAUCAAUAUGAUCCUCGUUAUCUAAAGAUAUGGAUUGAAUAUACCAAACAUGUACAAGAACCAAGAGAGAUUUUUACAUUUCUAAUGCAUCAAGGUAUUGGUCAAUCUCUGGCUUUGUUUUAUGAAGCCUAUGCAGAUUAUGAAGAAACCUGUCAAAAAUUUGAUGAAGCAGCAGAGAUUUAUGCAUUAGGCAUUCAAAAGAACGCCAUGCCUUUAAAACGACUCUUAAAAAACUAUGGUCUAUUUCAAUCUCGAAUACAACAAAAAACGAUUCACAAAAGACAACCUGAAGCCAAAAGGCAAAUGGACACCUUACGAGCCACAGGACAACGUACCUUACUGGGCCAUAAAUUUGAUAGUCAAUCUCGCGUGUCUGUGCCUGCCAAUGUCUAUGCUGGUAUUCAAGCCAAUCAAGGAACUCUCACAAGGCCUCGACCGUUUGGUAAUGCAUCGACAUCGAUUGAGACGGAUACUUUUGCCGUCUAUACAGACUCAUCACCCACUCAAGGAACAACGUAUGCACCCCUUUUUAUUACCCCUUCAUCGUCUUCUCGAAUAGAAAACAAACAAACAGUAGACACGUUUGCAGGAUCUACACUUUUACAACAAACAUCACCCAUUCAAUCUGAACGAUUUGAAAUAUACCAAGAUCCUCCUAGCUCACGUCGUCGAUCAGUAGAUCAUAACACAAGGAAGCGACCGAGACAUGACAAGAAAAAAGAAGCUCAGUUUAUACAUAACAAAGAUAAAUACAUGAAAUCCAGUAACUCAAGAGGGGAUGUUGAAUACAUUAUGCAUUUUCAAUUUGGAGAUAAAAGUGCACAAGAAAUGAGAGCCAUGCAGCAUGGUUAUCAUGAUGGUAAGUGUCUUUCUUAAUCAAUCCAUCUCAUCUGUGAUUAGCCUUUUCAAGAUACUGUCGACAAAAUAAAGAACAACCUGCACCUGAAUACACUGCAGAAACAUUAGCAGCUAUGGCUUCUAUAGGCGAAUUAUUUCAUCCACAAGAUAAAGAAGAAGAAGAAGAAGACUUGACUUGGACAAAUCCAUAUCAACAAUUUAAACCCAUCCAAAGAAGAACAGUGAACGAAAAUGAAUAAAAAACCACGUGGCAUAGAGGGAUGAAACGUAUAAAUACCCUUUCUUUCUUUUUAUUGUUAU